Messenger RNA from Notolabrus celidotus (New Zealand spotty), 6609 nucleotides. Its product is annotated as guanine nucleotide-binding protein subunit alpha-11. The coding region runs from base 1116 to 2195 and encodes 359 amino acids. Gene Ontology annotation, molecular function: G-protein beta/gamma-subunit complex binding; GTPase activity; guanyl nucleotide binding. NCBI's taxonomy places the organism in Eukaryota, Metazoa, Chordata, Actinopteri, Labriformes, Labridae. The transcript has 7 exons. Gene Ontology annotation, cellular component: heterotrimeric G-protein complex. Gene Ontology annotation, biological process: phospholipase C-activating dopamine receptor signaling pathway; action potential; adenylate cyclase-modulating G protein-coupled receptor signaling pathway. The record is from RefSeq and is a predicted model, not a curated record.
CACAAGCCCCUUUUCCAUUCGCAUGGUAUCUGUCAAUCAACCAGAUCCCAAUCGACGUCAGCAGCAGCAGCACCACACCGGGGCUAAGGAGUGGGUGACGAAGAGCAAUCACCAGCACCAGGAAAAAAUAUCAGGAGCAAAAAAUGCACGGACUGUGAGGGACCAUUCGGCUGUCAGCUGGACAUUUUCGUUGUCUCGAGUUGUGGUGCUCAUUAUAGGAACACUAGUUGAAGACAAUGAGGAUCCUCUGUCAAUCCAAGCUUUCUGGGUUUUAGCCAGUUGGCUGCAUUUCCAGGGAUGCUAGGCGCGCUAACACAGCUAGCUAACAAUUAGCUUGCCCAUUUUUGCUACCCUGGUCACUGGCUGCCUCUGUCUGCAAGGAGGAUCUGCUGUUCUGUGAAGCGGUGAUUUCUCUCCAAGUGUGACACUGGUCCUUUGGUCGUCGAGCUGUAGAGAUAUUGGAGCAGCUUGUUGUUGGUUCAGUAGAUGGACAGUUCGACGGGCGCUCCUCGUCACUGCGCGGGCGGACAGGGUUGAUUUCGGGGCGGCUAAAGCUUGCACUCGGCCGGGUAACCAGCAGAGGGAUUGUACAAAUGUGGCAGUGGCAGCUAGAAGUGUCCCACUGUCUCUGGGACCCAGAUUGGUAGAUCGUGAUAAAAACCCAAUGAGCGUCAGGUUUAGAAGGGAUUAGAAAGUGUUGGCACUUUGGAAAUACAUCAACUUGUCACGUUAGCAGCAUUUAGCCUGCAAGCUAGACAGCGAGGUAAGGUUUCCGAAAUUAAUCUGAGCUGUUUCGAAGAGUGCAUCAAUUAAAAUGUUUAUUUGCACAUCAGGCUGUCAUGAAAGAUGUUUGCAGACAUGAUGCAUUGCAUGUUUUCUGUGAUCAGCUGUCGUUCGCUGUAGGACCUGCACAAGACUUUGCCUGGGCUGUCAAAUAUUAGACUCUUGACACAUCAACUAAAGAAAGGCCAGAUCCUGCACGAAGCAGCGAGUCCGUCCAACUCAAGUUACCUGGAUAUCACUGUUUUGAAAACGGCCUGUCUAAUUUUUCUAAUACUGUGCGAGAGGUGUAGCCCGACGCCCCUUGUCAGACGGGCUUUUCAGCUCAUGCGGUGAUGACUUUAGACUCCAUGAUGGCUUGUUGCCUGAGUGAGGAGGCGAAGGAGUCCAAACGCAUCAACGCAGAGAUCGAGAAACAACUCCGGCGAGACAAGAGAGAUGCAAGAAGAGAGCUGAAGCUACUGCUGCUGGGCACUGGAGAAAGCGGCAAGAGCACCUUCAUCAAACAGAUGAGAAUAAUCCACGGGUCAGGCUACACAGAUGAGGACAAGAAGGGCUUCACCAAACUGGUCUACCAGAACAUCUUCACCUCAAUGCAGGCCAUGAUCCGGGCAACUGAGACACUCAAGAUCCCGUACAAGUACGAACAGAACAAGAAUAAUGCCCUGGUGGUGCGUGAGGUGGACGUGGAGAAGAUUUCAUCAUUUGAUCAGCCGUACAUCGGUGCAAUAAAGAUGCUGUGGGCUGACCCUGGCAUCCAGGAGGCCUACGACCGCAGGAGAGAAUACCAGCUGUCCGACUCGACCAAAUACUAUCUAAGUGAUCUGGAUCGUAUUGCUGAAUCGUCCUAUCUGCCAACCCAGCAGGAUGUGCUUAGGGUUCGAAUCCCAACCACUGGGAUAAUAGAGUACCCUUUCGACUUGCAAAGCAUCAUUUUCAGAAUGGUGGAUGUAGGGGGUCAGAGGUCAGAGAGGAGGAAGUGGAUCCACUGCUUUGAGAACGUCACCUCCAUCAUGUUUCUGGUGGCGCUCAGCGAGUAUGACCAAGUCCUGGUGGAGUCGGACAACGAGAAUCGUAUGGAGGAGAGUAAAGCUCUGUUCAGGACCAUCAUCACAUAUCCUUGGUUCCAAAACUCCUCCGUCAUCCUCUUCCUCAACAAGAAGGACCUGCUGGAGGAGAAGAUCAUGUACUCUCACCUGGUGGAUUAUUUCCCAGAGUUUGAUGGGCCUCAGCGGGAUGCCCAGGCAGGCCGCGAGUUCAUCCUGAAGAUGUUUGUGGACUUGAACCCAGACAGUGACAAGAUCAUCUACUCCCAUUUCACGUGCGCCACCGACACGGAGAACAUCCGCUUUGUCUUUGCGGCCGUCAAAGACACCAUCCUGCAGCUCAACCUCAAAGAAUACAACCUGGUGUGAAGAGAGAAAUGAAAAGAGCGAAGGAGAGAGGGAUAAGAGUGAGCAAGAAGGAGACCUGCAGCCCUAAACACACAGUGCAGAUCCCACUUCUACACUCACUCACACAUGCACGCACUCACGCACACGCACGCACGCACGCACGCACGCACACACACACACACACACACGCACACACACACACACACACACAUGCAUGAAACAUAAGAGCCCCUCGGAGCGUUCAACACAGCGUCGUACUUUACAAGACCAACACUAUCCAUGCUAUGUGUGCUGUCCAUUCUGCUCCUCGGUUAUCACUUUGCUCAUUUUCAAAUAUCUUUUGUGGUUUGAGUAUCUGCUCCUCUCGUAUAAAACAUAAAUAUGAAUACACUCCUUCCAUUUUGACCCCUCUCUUUGGGGUUUUGGUCUGCUCCUCUUGGUCCCCACACGGUCCAAAGAAUGGAUCGUAUAUAUAUUUUAUUUCUGUACACUACAUUAUCACCACUGCUUGUGUGUUUGAGGUGGGUCGAGGGCCUUCUCUGGGUAGACUUAACUUUCAUGGACAAAGUGCUCUCUUCUCUUCUUCUUAUUUAACCCAUGCAUGUUCAACACUACAGCAUGAGGGCAUGAGGCCGGCCGGGCUCAUGAUCCUGGACUCCUGGACUCCUGGACUCUCCUCAUGUGCGAAGGGUAACUAAUAAUGAUGAUAGGAAAUGUUAUCAGGCUGUGUUGGGAUGCAGUGAGAUACUUGGUCCCCCCCCUCCUGGGUCUUGAAUUGUGUAUUUGAUUCUUUCAAUUUCUUUGUUAAUCUUGCCCCAAAUCAGAGCACAGCUGCUCUGUUGAAUGUAAAUACAGUUUUGUUGCUGCUCACAGAAAGUGAGAGCCACACAGAGACGACUACAUGAUCUCUGUAGACUUUCAAUAUUUUCUGCUCUUGUUGGUUUAAACAUUUUUGCUCUUGUUCUCUAAUUAAAUUCAAGAUGAUUACCUAAAGGGGUGAACUGCUCUGAAGAGUCACAACAUGUUCCUUUUACACUGCCCUUUGGUUCUAAGUGUUAAUGUACAUUAUUAAACAUAACAUAACAGCUAUUUACAUAUUGUAUAUCGCCCCUGUUAUUUUGUAUCUCAUUGCCAAAUCAAAACCACCUUCUCUGUUUCUGUAAUUACUACUACAUUGCCAAUCUCCUGUUCAUCUCCUAAGUGGCUCAGAUAAUUACACUCUCUUGCCAAAAUGAAGUGCAAGUUUUCUCUCGUAUUGAAUCGUUCAGACGUCGAUGGCGUAACAGCUCACUCUGUGUGACAUUUGUUCAUGUCAACUUACGUCUGAAUCACACGUGUAUUAGUACUGCGACCUAUUUUCUUUGUUUGCUUUUGGUGGUGAGAGUAAUCUUCCUUUGCACAAUGUGAGAAUGAUGACACCAGAUGAGUACAGUGCAAUAGUCAGUUGUAAUCGCAACAAAGCUUUUGCGCUGCCCGUUAGCUUAAGUCACGAGUUGGUCUUGAAAAAGGAUAUGGCUUCUCUCUGUAAUCAACUUUAUUUGCCAUAUUAUUUGGCCAACAUUUGAUAAACUGUAAUGAAUAGCGAGAGAGUAAAUAGUUCUUUUUUUGUAUGUCUAAUUUAUCAAUCAGAUCUACGUAUUGUUGAUACAGUAAAUGAGACUUCCUCCUUAGUUUCAGCUCAACGUUUUCCAACUGAGGAGACAGGAGGAGAUUUUAUACUGCUGUAAAAUAUCAAAACUAUUUUAUGGACAAGUGUUCUAUCUUUCUAACGAUACUUCAUAUACUUAGUUGUGCAGUUCUGUUUUGAAAUGCUUGACAAUGGAAGGUGCAGUUUCCUUGUCAGGUUUGUGCUUUAUGCAAAUAGGAAAAUGAAAACAGACAAAAAAUCUUAGUGGUUGAAUAUUUACUGUUCACGGAUGCUUGCUUUUUUUGUAAUUUUUGAGGAUAUGUGUUGGCUAUUGGUACCAAUCCCAUAUCGUGUCUCUUGCCUGAUAGUUGUUUAAAUAUUCCAUUAAGCUGAAAGUUAAUAGAUGGCUAUUUUUGUCUUCACAAUGUAAUUCAGGUAAGUUUUUUUCAUAACUUUUUCAUCACAAGGGCUACUUCUAGCAGCUUUGGUAGAAAUGAAAGGUCUCGAUGGACGGCACAGAGCAAAAGGUGCAAUGAAUUAAUGAGGAGGGGGCUUUGAAUCAGAGUGUAGACAUCCUUGUUAGAGUGAUUGUUGCAGGUUCAGUGAGGGAGGAAUGCAGUAGUCCACAGAUACAGCCCACAUGACUUUUUCCUGACUGAAUGGAGGCUGUUAGUCUUUUUCUGUCUUUUUGUCUUUAAAGGAGGAGAGUGAGGUCCACCUAAACAACCUCUCAUUAAUGUUUUGCUAACGACUCUCGACUCUGACAUCUUCCUCUAUGUGGUUAUACAUGUUUGACUCAUCUUCUCAUUGGUAGUGUUUUCAUGUUUGGCUUUGAUUUUGUUUGAAUCAGGGAAAAGGGAGUGCUUUGGACAUUUUAAAAGGAUCAGACUAAACCUAAAAUAAAUUAUUACAGAAUCUGGUUUGACUUAAAAAUGUUUGCUAAAAGGGCUAAAAGUCACAUUGUCUAUCCAUUUUCUGCUUCAGACAUACUCAAAGACCCUUUUCUGGACCAGUUUCACCCAAAUAUAGAGGGGUGUUUUGACUCCUUACUCAUUGUCAGGAGUUACUAUAUACAGUAUGUAUUUUGAUAUGUGAAUGAAUAGUGUAGCAUCAGACUGUAAUUCAGCUUGGAAAGGAAUGCUGUGUUCUACUGCAAAACUGGCAUAACAUUGUUUACUUGUGUUUUAAAGGUUUCAGGAUGCCCUCUCCAUUACUCUAAAUGUUGGCUUACUACUUUAAAAGCAGGUGUGUGGUCUCAUUGUCUAUGAAGAUCAUGUAAAUGUGACCUGCACGGGGACCACUGUUAGAAUGAAGGCUUACAUAUUUAAAACUUUGUCGCAUCAGUUUUUCCUUGUCUGCAGAGCCAACAUGGAAAACAGGACAUGGUUACACUACCAAUGAUAAGAAUGAGAAGUAGGGCUGAGUUAUUUACAGUCCUCUCCACUGAUUUUUUACUGAAUUUGCAUAUAUUACGCAUGAAGUGUAUAUUGACAUUUUUUUUUCAGACAAUCCAUGACAUAAAAUUGUGGCAUACAAAACCAAUCAGACAAAAUAUGUCAACACUUCACAAUCUGUAAGAGCCCCACCCAGAUCUCUCCUCUCCUCACCUCUCCUCUCCUCUCAAAUGAAGUUUGUGUAUUCAGCCUCAGUACUAAUGUAUUUAUUGAAAGACUUGCCAAGUGAAGGUACUAUUAAGGCCAUUUUAAUAUUUUGGUGGUUAUUAUAGCAAGUGCGUGAAUGAGUCUGCUGUGAGUUUACAUGUCGGUCAUUCUUGUUCCUCCUCACCUCUCUGGACUGUGUAUUCCUUCUGCUGGUUGAAGGCACUGAAACUGCACCACUGCAAUGGGCCUGCAUUCAUGCAAACUUAGAUGUCCGUUCAAGCGCACUCGUUGGUACUCUGAGGUGUGUGUGUGUGUGUGUGUGUGUGUGUGUGUGUGUGUGUGUGUGUGUGUGUGUGUGUGUGUGUGUGUGUGUGUGUGUGUGUGUGUGUGUGUGUGUGUGUGUGUGUGUGUGUGUGUGUGUGUGUGUGUGUGUGUGUGUGUGUGUGUGUGUGUGUGUGUGUGUGUGUGUGUGUGUGUGUGUGUGUGUGUACUUUUGAUGGCUAUCGCUUAUGCUUGAGAUCCAUUCUGAUUAGAGGGAUGGACAUUCAGUGAUAUUAAAAAGCUAUCUUUGCAUCUUUUUUUCUUUUGUAAGGUUGAAACACCUUAACACGUGUAUUUAGGACCACUUAAGACUUUUUUAAAGAGUUAAAAUAAACUUUGUGUAGUGGUGUACAAAUUGAAAGUAAUGUAUUUUUGCUUUGAUUUUUUUCUUCUCUCUCUUUUUUUUUUUAAGUAUACCAAAUGUAAAUUAUGUACAAUGAGUGUGCCAAUCCCCUUUCUUUGUAAAGCCAGAUUCUUAACAAGUGCCAAUGUUGUGAAAAAUCAGAGGGCCUGUGAAUUUCAUGGUCCACUUUUUGAAACAAAUAAACACUCAAGUAUGUGAUUAACUAAUGAAAAAAGGACAAUUUUAUUCUAUAUUUAAGAUCAAUGACGAACUGCUGUUUUUAAAGGUAACUGUCAUUUUACUUGCAUGUGUUUGUAAGGUUGGGCAGGGAGUGGGUGGGUGAGAUACUGUAUUCAUGCAACGCCCUCAUGAAAAGGGUCCUAUGGUCGAUUAUUGAUUUACAGUAUUUUAGCCAUAUUUCUCUUUUGUAUGUUUCAUUUCAACCACUGUUGCCUGAACCUCAUUCAAACAUGAAAAUGAUUUUCAUAGCCUUCUCCUUUAAAUGUUUUAAAUUGGAAUAAAAUAUGUUCCUAUACUCUCUUA